GCUGUAGCCUCCGCUGCCGAGCUCAGAGGGCUCAAGAAAAGGAUGGUCUACACGGUGCUUCUUUAUGGCGGUUCCUGGGCGUAUCUCCUGGAGAGACUGGCGUAUCAUCUAUCCUACCUGCAGGUUCUUUACCCCCUGCUGGUGAUCGCUAUUGGCGAAGAUGCUGCGACGGCGUGUCGCGAUCUGAUGUCAGAAGAUUUCGGUCUCAAGGUGAUCUGCUGGAUCCCGGACACUAUGUCACAG
Molecule: messenger RNA, 243 nt
Organism: Symbiodinium pilosum
Lineage: Eukaryota; Dinophyceae; Suessiales; Symbiodiniaceae
Source: the annotation of a GenBank genome assembly